CACCCUGCGCCGCUCAAGGCGCUCGGCUGUUCGCUCCUCUCCGUCGCGACCCAAGUGCGGAUAGCGGCUGCUCAUGUCCAAGCUUCCAGCCGUCCGACUCCCGAGUGUCCUCCACGCAGACGGCGACAGCGAAGGCCAGGAGGCGGUAGUCGUCGAGUUACCCCCCUCGAACAAGUUCUCCUUUGCCUGGCCAUCAGAGCCUCCAGCUUCCUUCCCCCUUCCCGUCCUCGCAGACAGGCCACCAGACCUCAGUUCUUCCGACCAGGAGUCUGGGCUCUCAGAGACAGAAAGCAAUGGCUUCCUGCACAGCUCAGACGAGAAGGAGGAUGUCGUCAAAAGAAAACGUGCCGAUGACCAUGUCGAGGAGACCGAUUUCACGCCCACAAACCGUCUGUACAAUGAGCAAAACCCUAUGGAUCAGGCUGCAGUGCCACCUCCACCUCUCCCCCGCCUCUCUCGUGCCUUCUCCGUCCCUCUUCCCUCCCAAGUAGACCACCUCAAGAAUCCCCGCAGAACGACCGCCACCUCCGAGCAAGCCGAUUACCCCUCAUCCCCGCGUCCCAUUGAGCUCUCUCCCGAGCUCUCCCAAUUUCACGAACUCUCGCUAGAGCUCGCAGACUCCGUACAGAUGGUCAUUCAGAUGUUGCUCCAGCUUUCUCCUCCUCAAGUCCUCGAUCCUGCAAAGGAACAGUUCUCGGCAUGCUCCCUCCCUAUCCCUACCCCUUCUAUCACAGCCAUGUUCACCUCCAUGAAGAACCUCAAUUACAUGUCCGCCAAUAUCGCCUCUUUCUCCAUGCCUCAUCAACCGCCACGACCGAAGCUCAACCCCGAGGAUCCUACCCCGCCACAUUCCCCUGCGUCCAUCCUUACACCCGUCCAGAUCGUCGACUUUGACAUCGGCGAGGCCAUACAGAGUGUGGGUGACGCCGUCAGCGGAAUCGCUGCAGAAGCAGGCAUAGACCUUGUACUCUUUCAUGGCGACGUCGGCAUGAAGCACAUCGCAGUCCGGGGUGACGACAGCGGGCUAUCCUACACGCUCUCCCACAUUAUCCGACAAAUCAUCAGUACAGCUCACCGUGGCGACUGUAUUGAGAUUGGGCUCUAUAUCGCCGCUCCUCCUCGAGACAGACCCUUGGACGCCGAUGUGGAUAACACAGAACCAGUCAGCGGCACCACCUCUCCCGAUAUGGACAUGCCCCUCCGUUGCACGUUCACCAUCACACACGUCUUCCCUCCUCGCCUCGAUUCAUCAAAUCCAUUGGUGGACUCUUGGUCAGAUCGCGAUCAACCCUCGUGGAACUCACUCAUCCUCACCCGUUUGCUCAAGCACAUCGAUGCUUUGUUCGAACUCGAGGAACCGGCUUCGACUGCCGUCUCAUCGACUCGAACGUGUAAGCUGACCUUGACUAUGGAUCGUGGGUCGCCCUCAGUGGUGAAUCCAGCUGUGGUAGUCGCGCAGGACGACCCUUUCAUGCAGGCGUUGUCCGGGUUCCAAAUUGCGGGUGAACCUACAUUGGAAGAUUUGGGUCAAUUCAUCGAGACGUUGAGGGGAAAGAAGGCUUCACUCUAUGCCAGCUCGAAGGGUGAAUUCGCUCAUCAUCUUACGAGCUACCUGACAGCGUGGGGCUUAGAUGUGAGCCACGUCUCCUCGGAUUCUGUUGAUGAAGAGGAAGAGGCCGCGAGAGAGUCGCCGGAAUUGUCUAAUGGAACGAUGAAGACAGAGGUGUCUUUCGGUUCUGGAUCGGCGUUGGAGACACUACCAGAAGCGGGGCCUGUCCCAGGUUCGAGUCCUGCCUCGAGCCCAGGAGGUCAAGGAAAUCUCCAACAGCCUUCCUUCAUCCUCAUAGACGAUGACGUUUCGGUCUUACGGACACAGUUGCGUGCUAUGAGGACAGAACAACAACAGCCAUAUCCUCUCCACAUUGGUUCUCGUAAGCGACCAUCCCUCUCGGCUCAUCACCGUCCUCGUUCUUCGCCACAGGUAGCUCGCGCAAUGGGUCUCAAUGCGAUGCCACAACCGCGGAACACGGGCGUUAUCAUCCAUUUUACGAGCCUUGCGAACUUCAAGCUUGUGAAGGGUAUUCUUCAAACGACUCUUGGACCCAAUGGCUCUCCCAUCGUUCGAAUGCCAGAAGUUAUCGUCAUUCCCAAGCCUGCAGGACCAAGACGGGUAUUGACAGCCCUUCAUACCGCCGCGACCAAGCCCACCGUCGACCCAUUCUUCUCCCCUAUCGCCACAUCACCCAUGAGCCCUUCCGUCCAGUCGGCACCUUCCUAUCCCAGCAACAGUCCAAGGUCACCUCACGGACGUCCGGCAAAUAGCCCGAGGACAAAUUCAGAGAGAUCGUUGAGGUCGCCGAAGGAUCACCCUGGGGAGACUGAGGCGAGACUCGCUCCUCCUUCACCGCUGGGACUGUCGGAGGGUAUGGACUAUUUCUCCGAAGCCGCCGUCAAGUUGGGUACCUCGCCAUCGUCGGGGCUAGUCAUUCAGAGCCCUGAUGGUCAACCCGCUGGUAUCUUCUUCCAUCCCAAAGCGCGCGCCAGGACGACAGGCGGCGAGAAGAGAUCGUCAUUCACUGGAGGUCAGCCGCAGUUCUUCAGUAUCGAGAAGUCGAACAGGGCCAGUGAAUCUCCGAGACGAACUUCAGAGACGGAGGAUAGGGACCGGACAAGAGUCGGGAUUGCGUACCUUGCAGCACCGAGCAAGCUUUCCACGCCACGGAGGAGCCCUGUGCAGCUGGUUCCCGUCGAGUCUUCGACCGAGGACGCGGGCAAGUCAGGCCCGCCGUCGUCGAAGAUGGGGAGACUGUCGUCUCCGGCUCCUAAUACGCCUGUCGCGGACACGUCGAGUGGAUUGCCGACCCCGAUCCCGGCGGGACCUUCUGUAAGUCAGAGUUCGAAUUCACCGCAACCGCAGCCGUUGACGCCGAGGUUGCUUGCGCCGAGGAAGUCGAACACGAUGGAUACUUUGAGGAAGACGACGUCGCCGCCGCAUAGUCCGAGGAACGUGUCGCCGACGACGCCGGCGAGUGCGACUUCUUCGAUGCCGAUGAGUAGGCGGGCGAGUGCGAGGAGGGGGAUGAGUAAUGAGAUGAAGCAGCAGGUGGAGAAGGGGGCGCAGGGUGGGACGGGGCUUGGUGUGGGCGGGGUGGGGAGUUCUAAAGGGGGACAGGAGGCGACUAUUGUACCGCCGAUUAGCGUGCUGGUGGUUGAUGAUAACCCUAUUAACCAGACGAUCUUGUCCACGUUUAUGAAGAAGAAGAAGAUCAAGUACGAUGUCGCCAAGAACGGUCAAGAGGCGGUGGAGAAAUGGAAGAGCGGACGGUUCCACCUCAUCCUGAUGGACAUUCAAAUGCCUGUCAUGGACGGAAUCGCAGCCACGAAAGAAAUCCGCCGCCUCGAGAAGAUCAACGCCGCCCUCGGAUUCCCCUCCACUCCUCAAUCCGAAGGUGCCCGCACCCCCUCCGAUGCUGAAUCCCGCAUCUCAGCAUCCCCAUACCGCUCCGCCGUCAUCAUCGUCGCCCUCACCGCCUCCUCCCUCCAAUCCGAUCGUGUCGCCGCCCUAGCCGCAGGCUGCAACGACUUCCUGACCAAACCCGUCUCGCUCAUCUGGCUCAACUCGAAGAUCAUCGAAUGGGGCUCCAUCAAGGCGCUGCAGAUGUGGGCCGAUAUCAGGCCGGAGGUCGUGAGGGGACAGAGUCAGCAGGCGCAGAAUGUGGCGAGGAAGUUGCAUGUGCCGGAGGGGAGGGCGACGCCUGCGGGUGGAAGUCCGCGGUCGGCGUCGAGGAGUCCUUCGCAAGUGAGGCAGUCGAGCAGUGGUGGUGGCGUGCCUGUGAUGCCGGCGUUGGCGUUGGCGGCUUCGAGUUCGUCGUCGUCGAGUCCUGCGAGUGGGCUGGCGAAGGGGCUGGCGAAUCAUUUGGCGCAGAUCUCGGAGUCGCCGACGUCUUUUGAGUUUCCGAGGCCUUCUUCGCGGGAAGAUACUUCCUUGCAAGUACACACAGAAGAUUCCUCCCGGAAAAACUCGCUUGAUCCUCCUUCCCGGAUACAUCGAGUAGAUUCUGGAGAUUCGUCACCUUCACCGAUUCCCCGAAUACAACGAUCUGGGACGGAGGAAACGGCCGAGUCGUUGCCUUCGCCGUCGUUUUCCUCGCCUGAGAAGUCGACGACGCCUGUGACUGCGCUGGAAGAACAAUCGCCUCGUUCGCCUGCGACUACGAAUACGAAUACGGCAGUUACUGCUCUGGAGGAGUUGUCGCCCCGUUCGCCUAUGGCUAUGAUGCUGGACCCGGACCCGCCUGCUCUCGACUCUGCACCGGAAACGGAAGUGGAGGCUGAGACGGAGACAGAGCCUGGAUCGGCACCAGCAACGGAGCCGGAAGCAGAACGGCCAAGUGCUGCAGAUGUGAACGGGACGGGUGAAGGGCCUUCGAGUCCGAACCCGUCGACGUCUUCAUCGAGCGGGCGAAGCCAUCAUACGACGGAUGAGACGCAAUGACGGUAUUGGGCGGCCUUCGGAAGAUUUCCUCCCUUCUUUACACCGUUGCUCACCCCAUGGUAUACGAAGGUCGCCGAGUUGUUUCGAAAGUUGUUUUGAGCUCCUUGUGCCGUGCUGAGACUUUUUGCUCGUGCCUUUCUAUACACUCUUUUUUUUGCCUUACCUUGUUCCAUACUUGAUCUUAUUUCCUCUUUUUUUUGUCUGCUUUUCGUGAUAUACAUACACAUGUCUUUCCUUCGGGUCGUUUCUCACUCAUUUCUUGCUUACAUUUUGCAUUCAUCUUUUUGGGUACAAUGGGUGUUCCUUUUCUCUGGUGUGUUGUAUAAGCGUGGAGGUACAUUGUCGCGUUUUUUUUUCGUUCUUCUUCUGCGGUACCUGUCUAUACGUUGUCUGUCGCCAGUGUCACGUUUUACAAUAGCUUUCUCUGCCGUUUGCCCAGCAUAACAGGCAGUACACA
Stereum hirsutum FP-91666 SS1 is the source of this 4952-nucleotide messenger RNA. RefSeq lists its product as uncharacterized. Lineage: Eukaryota; Fungi; Basidiomycota; Agaricomycetes; Russulales; Stereaceae. Bases 74 to 4495 code for a protein of 1473 amino acids. Gene Ontology annotation, biological process: phosphorelay signal transduction system. The record is from RefSeq and is a predicted model, not a curated record. The transcript has 5 exons.